UCUCGCGGCUCAUCGGCGGAAUGCCUGUAGAUUUUGGGAAGUGGUUUCAGUGAAGGGCAGAGGAGCACUUUAACAGAAAGGAACCCGAAAAAUCACUGCUGGGCCGAGGAGCGGCAAGAAACUUUAUUUAUCCAGAUGUGAUUUUACAACACUGACAGGAUCACAGCAUGCAUCUGAAGAUAUGGCAUCCACUCCUUUUGAUGUGCUGAGUAUUUGUCCAGAAAAACACACAUACAAACUGACACAUGCGUGUGCAAUGAGUUGACAUUUAAAUCAGAGGAGAAAAUAUAAUCACUUUGUAUUCUCCCUCACCGCCUCUGAGCUUCCCCACCUUUACAAUGGACCGGCCGCUGCUGAGACGAAUGUCGGCCUCAGGCUGCUGCUCCUACAGCACCCUGAAGGCCUGGCUGCCCAUCCUCUCCUGGCUGCCCAGAUACAAGCUGAAGUGGCUUCAGAUGGAUCUGCUCGCAGGCAUCACCGUCGGGCUGACGACUGUACCUCAGGCACUGGCCUACGCUGAAGUAGCUGGCCUUCCUGUGCAGUACGGACUCUACUCUGCCUUCAUGGGGGGGUUCAUCUACACACUUCUGGGGACCUCUAAGGACGUGACGCUGGGUCCCACGGCCAUCAUGUCCCUCCUGUGUUUCUCUGUGGUUGGUGGGCAGCCGCACCGAGCUGUGCUUCUCACCCUCCUCUGUGGACUCAUCCAGGCUGUAAUGGCAUUACUGAGAUUAGGCUUCCUCUUGGACUUCAUCUCCUUCCCUGUAAUAAAAGGCUUCACUUGUGCUGCUGCAGUAACCAUUGGUUUUGGCCAGGUCAAGAAUAUUCUGGGACUGAAAGAUGUUCCCCACCAGUUCUUCCUGGAGGUUUACUACACCUUCUACAAGAUCCCAGAGGCCAGGAUAGGCGAUGUGGUCCUGGGUCUGCUUUGUCUUGCCGUGCUGGUCAUGUUGAUGUUUAUGAAGAUGGGUCUGGGCUCUGAAGAUGUGCCCCCCUGCUCCAGACUCGCCAGGAAACUAGUGUGGGCUGUCACUACCAUGCGUAACGCUCUGGUGGUCGUGGCUGCCUCCCUCGUAGCAUUUUCCUGGGAUGCCUACGGUCAUCAUGUGUUCACAAUCACUGGGAAAACUUCCCAGGGGCUCCCACCGUUCAGGCCCCCACCCACGUCAGACACCAUGGCCAACGGCACCGUCGUCUCCUUUGGAGAGAUCGUAGAGGACUUUGGAGGAGGGCUUGCUGUGAUUCCCAUCAUGGGCCUGUUGGAGAGCAUUGCUAUUGCGAAAGCUUUUGCCAGUCAGAACGACUACAGGAUCGAUGCCAACCAGGAGCUGCUGGCAAUUGGUGUGACUAACAUCAUGGGAUCCUUUGUGUCAGCCUACCCUGUCACUGGCAGCUUUGGGAGGACAGCUGUGAACUCCCAGACUGGGGUCUGCAGUCCAGCUGGAGGGAUCGUCACUAGUGUGAUAGUGUUGCUUUCUCUGGAGUUCCUCAUGCCGGUCUUCUACUACAUCCCCAAAGCUUGUCUGGCUGCUGUUAUCAUCUGUGCGGUAGCUCCCAUGGUGGAUUACCAUGUCGUAGCUAAUAUGUGGAGGAUACGCAAGCUGGACCUGCUGCCUUUUGUUGUGACGUUUCUGAUGAGUUUCUGGCAGGUGCAGUACGGCAUCAUAGCAGGUGUAGCUGUAUCAGGAGCCAUGCUGCUGUACAACAUGGCCAGACCCCAGAUAAAGGUGUCUGAUCACGGUGUACUGGUGAUGGAGUUGAGCAGUGGACUCAGUUUUCCUGCCACAGAGCAUCUCAGCCAUAUCAUACACACCCAGGCUCUGCAAGUGUCUCUUCCGAGGUCAGUGGUCCUGGACUGCCAUCAUGUCAGCGUCAUAGAUUACACAGUGAUCAGCGAGCUCAGGGACCUGCUGAGGCAGUUCAAGCUUCGAGACGUGCAACUGGUCUUUUCCAGAUUGCAGCCCUCUGUUCUGGAGGUUCUGCUAGCAGCUGACCUGCAGGGCCUCAGGCACACUGACAGUGUGGAGGCAGCCCUGCAGAUGGAGUCAGAGAACCUCCUCAAUGACUGACACAGAAACUUUCCAAUCACACUCUGGUGAGAAAAUGUCUGAUGAAGGACAGAAGCAAUGUAGCAACAACACUGAUAGGUGAAGUUUCUGAUCUGGGAUUAUUGGGCUGUUCAACUGUUGGUGUUAAACUACCUCCAUUUUUGGCAGUCAAGUGCACAGCGACUGCCAGUGGCCAAGUGAUAUCCCCCUUUUUCCUGUUACAGGAAAUUGUUGCAUUGAACUUUGUAUUUGCCAAACCUGACUCUGGAAAUUACUGUGGUAUCUCCCAGAUUAAAACACUAAAUUAGCAUUGCACAAAACAUGGGACCAGACAUCUAAGUAAAUACUUUUGAUGGACUUUUUUGUGUUUUGUAUGAACGAGAAGGUAAUGAGAGAAAUAAUAUUUGUAAUAUAUAUGAUUUACUAACAGAGCAUUCCUUGUGACAGGUGAGCAGGUGAGACCAAAUCUGAAUUUAAAGAGUAACAAUUCACCAUUUUACCCAUUAAUUGAUGAAUUCACCUAUCACACUCAAAUCACCACAUUUAUACAAGGAUUCUUAGUGAAUAAAAAGUUUACAUUUUCA
Lates calcarifer (barramundi perch) is the source of this 2632-nucleotide messenger RNA. Its product is annotated as sodium-independent sulfate anion transporter. Bases 339 to 2069 code for a protein of 576 amino acids. Gene Ontology annotation, molecular function: secondary active sulfate transmembrane transporter activity. The transcript has 15 exons. NCBI's taxonomy places the organism in Eukaryota, Metazoa, Chordata, Actinopteri, Centropomidae. Gene Ontology annotation, cellular component: membrane. Gene Ontology annotation, biological process: transmembrane transport. The record is from RefSeq and is a predicted model, not a curated record.